AUGUUGGAGACGGUGGAAAAGUAUGAGGCUGUGUUUGAUAGAUAUUUUAUGAAGCUAAUUGCGGUUGAUAUUGGUUUCAAAACUUACUGUGGGAAUAAGGAUGAUGGUAGUACAAGAAAAAGAAGAAGACAUGAGAAACUUGUGGGGGCUCCCGAUGCCGACGAUUGUGAGGUUGCUAGGAACAAAGCACAGAGAGAAACAUGUGAAAAGACAAAGGAUGUAUCAUCUUCUAUACAAACAACUAGUUAUUUUGAUGGUUGGGAUGGAGUUUAUUUGGAAGGUGAUUUUGCAAGGUUUUUGGAACAACGUGGGAAAGGGGUUAAUAAAACAAAGGUUGAAGUUUAUUUAUCAGAUGGAAUGGAAAAGAAGGUGGAGGAAUUUCAGAUUUUAAAUUCGUGGAAACUUAAUUCCAUAAAGUUUCCUGUACUUUUUCAAGUGGCAAAGCAUGUUUUAGGAAUGCCGAUCUCUAGCGUAGCAUCAAAGUCGGAUUUUAGUGUUGGUGGGAGGGUGAUUGAUGCAACUAGGAGCUCCCUUACAGAGACGACUGCAGAAGCUCUGAUUUGCACACAGGAGUGGAACGUUCCAGUCCAAUUGAUACUCAACUUAAAAACAUGA
This is a messenger RNA of Lactuca virosa, 615 nucleotides long. The record is from the annotation of a GenBank genome assembly. NCBI's taxonomy places the organism in Eukaryota, Viridiplantae, Streptophyta, Magnoliopsida, Asterales, Asteraceae.